CUUACUAGACGGACCUGUGCUUCGAAAACAUCGAAAAACUUGAGUUUAAAAUUUUUAAAUACUCUGUACAUACUUAUUUAGUGUUUACUGUUUAGUGGAGUUAAGUAUAAAGGAAGUGUAAAUAUUUAGUUAAGUGGGUAAAAUAGUUAACUAUAAAUAUUAUAUAUAUAAUGGGGAACAAAAAUAAAAAUAAAUGGAUAGCAAAAAAGCGCUCGUAUCGUCAAAAAUACGAUAGAAUGAUGGAAGUUGUAAAUAAAAAUAAACGUAAGAAGCAAACCGGAGAGCAAAAUGAAGAGCAAAAUCAACAAUCAGAAACGAAUCUGCAUACUUUGGCUGCUCUGUAUAAAUUUCCCAUCAAUUCAAUCAAUAGACGACGACCCACCGAUACAGAAGAAGAUCGAAAACAUGAAACUGUUUAAAAACUUAUCGGACGAGGAGUUACUGGUUGAUCCUGCAACUUUUAUCAACGAGUUCGGUCCGAAGCCGGCCCUUCGGUUGAAAGCACGGUAUUUGGAACCAAAGGAGAUGGAUGUGAGACACAAAGCGAUGGACUUGAUGAAACAAGCGAUAUACGGAACCCAGGCGAGGCUGAGAGACUUGGACCCCGUGCUCGAGAAAUAUAAGGACAGUCCAUCCAUGAAGAUGGCUUUCUUAUACGGAAGAAUGAAGCAACUGAUCAUAGACAUGAGGCGGAUCCACACGCUCGCUCUGAAGAAACGUGGCUCGAAGAAAGUCAUCGAACAUAUAGUGCUGUACCAAUAUAUUGCUAAGAAACACAUCGAUAUUAUUUAUAUAGUGGAACAUGUUAUAGAGAUUCACAAAGGAGUAAUGGCGCAGCUUGCAGAAUUUUUAGAAUAGGAAUAGCCCAUAGCGAAUAUUAAGCUUAAAAUAAACGUGCAAAUAUAAUAAUAACAUCCUCGUAGAUAUUACAUUUUUUUUUCAAUUCAAAGCUAAAUGAAAAACUCAAACUCAAUCUCAAGCACGUAGGUAUAUAUUCAUAUGGACAUCCUCUAAAGCACAUUUGAAUCGUCAUAAAUAAAAUAAUAAAUAUUUGUGUAAUUUUGAAUGUAUAGACUAUAGAACCAAAUGAAUUUACACAACAUAUUGCUAUAAGGAAACCUUUCGGAUAUAGGCUAAAGUGGUAACAAUAUAAGUGAGCAAAAGUCGGUCACAGCAACAAGGUGCAAAUGUUCCUGGAGCCACGUGAGCUGUUCCCUUGAAUAGAAACGGUUAACAAGGCCGCAACGUGCUGAUAUAGUACAUUGUUACUUGUUAGCAGGGCUGCCAACCGGACAAAUUGGGAAUUAAUACUUUUGCCACCCUUAUUGCUGAUAUUAGCAAAAUGUAUUAUCGAUGGUUUUGCGACAAGCCAUAGAGUACGUUACUUUAAUUUGAAUUAAAUGGUUGAUUGUGUUCGAAUGGCUUUGUUUUAUAUGGAUUAAUUAUGCUGCUACAUUGUUUGUAAGUUUAAACUUCAAAGAAGCCACAUAGACAAAAUAGUUAAUUAUAAUAUUAAUUAUAAGUUAUACCUACACCAUGUAUUGUUUUAAGUUAUUUCGAUAAAUAUAAGAGACA
Messenger RNA from Colias croceus (clouded yellow), 1575 nucleotides. RefSeq names its product THAP domain-containing protein 11-like. The transcript is spliced from 3 exons. Gene Ontology annotation, molecular function: sequence-specific DNA binding. Bases 289 to 858 code for a protein of 189 amino acids. NCBI's taxonomy places the organism in Eukaryota, Metazoa, Arthropoda, Insecta, Lepidoptera, Pieridae. The record is from RefSeq and is a predicted model, not a curated record.